Molecule: messenger RNA, 870 nt
Organism: Letharia lupina
Lineage: Eukaryota; Fungi; Ascomycota; Lecanoromycetes; Lecanorales; Parmeliaceae
Exons: 2
Coding region: 1-870 (289 amino acids)
Source: RefSeq, a predicted model, not a curated record
AUGCAUGUCAAGGACUUCGCGAGUAGUAGUUGUCAUCAUGGUGUAGGACAUGUUGAUGAAGGCAAGCAUAAAUCUGUCGACGUUCGAGGACCGGUCAGGGAGGGGCUCAAGCAUUUCUCCGCGAGCUUGUCGAAAGGCUUCUGCAACGGAUAUGGCGGAAGUGAACUUUUCAACAUCGUCUUCGUCACGAUGUGCCUCCCGUUUGAGAUCGCGGAGCGAACGACCGAUACAGAGCUUCGUACCCUCGGCGACGUAGCCACCAUCGUCUACGACGAUCGAUUACUAGACGAGGACGCUCACUACACCUGGGGUAUCGACCACGCCAAGGGUGCCGUGGUGGUAGUCCGGCCCGAUCUCUGGGUGGGAAUAAGUGCUUUCCCGGACGAGACGGCGCGGUUGAAACAUUACUUUGGAAACUUCCUACUCCCUCAAAGUGAAGCAACGGAAGCCGAAAAGGCCCCCAACGCCAUGCCAGCCGAUAGAACGGAAGCUGAUACCGAUGUCGGAGAGCCGACGAACGACCAUCUUGUCGACGGAUCCGUGCCAGACUCCACCGCCAACGGAACCACGACCGGGGAAGAAGCCAAAGAGGCAACGACGAGUGGAUCUUCGGCCCCUUGGCUCCUUCCCUGUUCGUGGGGAAAGGCAACCAAAGAGGCGGCGGUUGGCGGAAGCGAAGCGGAUUCGAAUGCACGUAAGGAGCCAAUGGAUGAGCUGAAGGACAAGGUCGCAAUGGACGCUGCUCAUGAUGGUCCUGCAUUUGAAGAGGCGAUGAUUGAGAUCCCUGUCAACGAGCCAGGAGCCUCCACAGACGGUGGGAAGGGCGAGUAUUUUGUGACCGAGUCCGCCAGCGUCAAUGCCACUCACUGA